Molecule: messenger RNA, 756 nt
Organism: Penicillium cinerascens
Lineage: Eukaryota; Fungi; Ascomycota; Eurotiomycetes; Eurotiales; Aspergillaceae
Product: PDGFA associated 1 family protein
Exons: 3
Coding region: 1-756 (251 amino acids)
Cellular component (GO): cytosol
Molecular function (GO): RNA binding
Source: RefSeq, a predicted model, not a curated record
AUGGCGCCCCGCGGUCGUGGAGGAAAGUUCUCCAAGCCCUCACGAGGAGGAGGAAAGAAAUUCAGUCGCGAUCUCCAGCCCAUCGACAAGGACGGCAACCCAGUCGGUCUCUGGCGCGACCCCGAAGAUGAGAUCAAAUCAUCCAGCGAGGAGGAUUCAUCGGAAGAGGAUUCCUCUGAAGAGGAGAGCUCAGACGACGGCGUCGCCGCCGCAGGAUCCGGCGUCCAGGCCGCAGCCACCUCAGAGGCGACCCGCGAAGCCCGUAAAGCCGCUGCCAAAGCCAAGAAGCUAGCGGCGAUCGCCCGACGAAAGAAACAAGCCGCCCAGCCCGGUGACCUGCCGCCCUCGGACUUUGAAGAAUCCGAGGUGGACGAGGUGCUGCCCGCGAACCCCAACCACACAGCCAAGUCCCGCUCUCAGCUGACGAAGAUCGAGGACGAGGACGAGGAGCCCAAGAAGGAGAAGAAGGACCUGUCGCAGCUCUCGCGGCGAGAGCGGGAGGCCCUCGAGGCACAGCAGGCACGCGAGCGGUACAUGAAGCUGCACGCGGAGGGCAAGACCGACGAAGCACGGGCUGAUCUCGCGCGGUUGGCGAUUAUCCGUGAGCAGCGCGAGGCGGAGCGAGCUCGCAAGCAGGCUGAAAAGGAGGAGAAGGAGGAGCAGGCCAGGGAGCGAGCUGCGGCUUCGAAGGAGCGCGAAGACAGGAUGCGGGCUGCUGCCAUGGGUAAGCCGAAGAAGGGAAGCAAGAAGAAAUAA